Molecule: messenger RNA, 606 nt
Organism: Ixodes scapularis (black-legged tick)
Lineage: Eukaryota; Metazoa; Arthropoda; Arachnida; Ixodida; Ixodidae
Exons: 5
Coding region: 1-606 (201 amino acids)
Biological process (GO): symbiont-mediated perturbation of host defenses
Molecular function (GO): amine binding
Source: RefSeq, a predicted model, not a curated record
AUGUAUAUUUUUUUAUUCACCGCCUUCAUAGUCCUUGAUUGCUCAUUCGGUAAAAUGGAGGAACAAAAAUGCUUCCCAAAAGGCAUAGAGCGUCUUCUGCUGCAUCCACCCAACGCUUGGAAGCUCCUUGAAGAUUUGAAGGACAUAUUUUAUCUCGUUUAUUACUCGAAAGACUUGGACAUGAGUAACACUUUUCCAUGCCUCAACGUUCAAAAAUCAACGUUGGAUAAACAGAGCAAGAGCGGUCAUUGUGUCUACAAAUACGCAUCAAAUACGACAGUGACGUUGACGGGAACUAAGGAGGUGAAAACUAAGACGAAAGAUGAUGCCUACAACCACCCAAACGUGUUUUCUGUGCAAUACCACGAGGGUGAAAACUAUAUAUGGCACGACAUUGAGCUGCUUUAUACAGAUUAUAUGAAUUGUGCUGUAUUAAAAUCAAAAUUCUUUGGUAUUCAAAUGUGGGCGUCCAAAUCUCAUUUAGAGAAAGUCCGAGAAAUUCCUUGGAUAUGCGCUCUUGUAUACGACCUGGCCACGGACAAGCCAAGACAGGUUUUAUAUGACUGGAAAGAGUGCCCUCUGCGGCUAAAGGAAGCGAGAAAAUAA